CAUGCCGAACCAUCGCACACCACCAUGACUCUAUCAACGCAACCGUUGUCAUGCAAACAUUUCGCUGAGACCGAUGAGCCGGAAUGAUUGCCCAUUUCGUUAUCAAUCUCCACCAUCUGUUCGCUCCUUGUAAGGCGCAGAGGAGGGGUUUUCAAGGGCACUUUUUGCCCGUUUUCUAUCACACGGACCUUUCUUUUACUGCGAGAGAUCGUAGCUGCUGGUCCUGGCUGCCAUUCCUUUCGCCUUUUCCUUUCGUUUCUUCUGGCUUGAGGCCUCGGGCUAGGCUUGUUUCCAAAAACCCUUCGUCCAAGCUGGAAUUUAUCAAACUCUUCGACCUUCUUUUUUCGGCGACCACUUGAUUGUGGUUAAGCAUUUCUUCUUUACAUUGUUAACUUCUAUAAUCCUAGCGGCGUUGCGGAUCUGUACACCUUCUCAGCACGCUCAACGGAUCAGGAUGCCAACAACGAUUGUUGCAUCUUUGUCUCUGAGCGAUGACACCGCAGUGGAGUCAGUUUUAGCAGACAUUCCAUUCUUCUGCGUAGGAAUUCUGGCGUUUGGUAUUUCGACUUUCUUUCUCGUAAUGAAGCAAGUGAAUUUACCUUCACUGUACCUUUAUCUGUCGGCUCUGUCGGCCUUUGCAGCUUCUAUCUUUGAUUUAAGUCAACUUCUCGCGAGGGGCAGUUAUAACGUCGUCCGAGGCUAUGAUGCAGACUCGGUUCGAGGUCUUAUCAAUACCAGAGAAGUCAGUCUCGCACUGUCAAUUGGCCUUCGUUUCAUAUUCUUUUGGACAUUCGUCGCUGAACGUCCUCGGGGUGAACCGCCCCCCAUUCCUCAAGAAGAUCGCAAGACCAAAUAUGAACCUCGAUAUCACGCCCACAGCGCCAGUUGGCAGCGUUGGGGAUAUCUUGGUUUCAUUCUCAAGUGGGGCCUUUUGGCACUCACGGUGGCCAUCCCUACCAUGCAGAUCAUCUGGAGGAUAGCUCAGCGUCAAUUUGGGCUGAUAUACACCGUCGAAUCCACCAUGGAGAUCGUGGCCUCCUCGUUAUUCAUUCUCAAACUUUUCCUCAACAUCUUUCUCUCCCCUCUCAGUCCAUGGUGGCUACGGUUUCUCUCUUACCUGGGUCCCAUUGCCGCUCUGUUGAUCAGUCUCGGGAUAGGUAUCGGACAAUUAGUACUUUUCGCUUUCUCGGAAACCACUCUUGGUCGAUUUCUCCAAGCUAUAGAGUUAUACAUCUUAAUUGUAUUCCUCCUAAUGGACGCUUUCUACAUAACGCCAGAAAUGCGCCGAUAUCAAGUACGGAAGGCACAGGUCUCCUCAUUCAAUGGUCUGGGUGGAUUCAGAAGCUCUGAGAGUCUACCCAGGCAGACUCUCAGCGCUGAGACGAUUGAUCAUAAUGACAUCCGUGAAUCUACACGGACUACCAGAGAGUCAGUCGUUUUAUCGGGACCUAGUUCCAGCGCGCAUGCCCCCUUGUUUUUGUGGGAUAGGAACGACCCAGAGCUAGGUGGUUCUUCUGGCCGGCGACACAGUUCCGCCAAGGAGAUGGUCUAUCCCACUUCUGAUUCGCGGACGAGCCCGCAGUCGCCACAAAUGCAGUCAGGUACCGAAGAUGCGCCACUUCCCCUGCCCGUGCCUCUCGAAGAGCUCACUCCGACAAAUAAAAGCGACUUGCCUCCUCUGCGACCCAAGACCGGUGUCUCUUUCUCUUCGUAUUAUCCGGAAGAUCACAGUUCAUCUUUACCCACCCCAAAACCCAAUUUCGUUUCGGAAGUCUCUGGCUCUGGCCCUGAUUCCCCGAUAUAUGGGCUGAAUGGUAUCAUUAGGGCUAUUGGAGACAACUCGCCGACCGGAAACAAAAGUGAAUCGCUGAAUUCUCGCAGCUCAACAUCUUUCGACGAACUCCUACGUCAGCAAAGCGAGCUCGAUCAAAGUAUUGCUGCGCUUCGUCUGUUCUCUCCCGAGGCCUCAACCGCAACCUUUUUGGAUGCAAAGGAUGUGGCUGCCCCAGACGCGCCAGCCAAAUCGACAUCGAUGGCUCCCACAGCGAGCACGGGUACCAAUUCAUAUAUCAAGGUGGAUUCUUCUUCAGUACCAAGCGAAUUUUCCUUGAGCAUCUUUCCUGAACCUCCAACGAAUGGCUCUGGCCUUCCCGACACUCCUGUUGCUUCAAUUGCGGGGCGGAACAUGAUAAUUCCGCCGUCGCCUACUGUCGAUGAAGUCCCUUCAAUGCCUACUUCGCCUAAUGGACUAAGUACCGGACGAUUUGGUUCAGGUGGAACUCAAUAUGAUGUAACGUCUUUCAUUGGUGGCUUGACACAUCCGUCAGAUAGCCAGCAGCCCUCGCUUAUCUUCAAAGGGACAGACUUGAGCGAUGUUGAAUCAAUGGAUGAAAGUCCUACUAUAGUCACAGGGACAAACAGGUCUGCGCGACCACUGCUGCUGAGCUCAACGAUGCCGUCGUUGGCCUCUCUACCUUCAAGGGAGAAUUCUUCCUCACUUGACCCAGUAUCCCCGCGGCAAAACGCGGCACUACGACCGUUUCUAUUGGGAAAUGUCACCUCAGCUCCAGCGACAUCGUCACCACUCUCAAGUACAGUGCUUACUACUCCAUAUGUUUCGCGAAAUCCGCCCAUUGGGCCACGUAGGCCAAUACCUAUAUUGGGGCGGUCUGCCGGUUACCGGCUCUUAAUCAGUGGUCCCAAACCAACGGAAAGAGUGGAAGAGCCGGACGCAUAUGAACGACCGCGACAGCCACCACCCAUUCUCUCGGAGCCGUCGGGUAGUACAGAAAGAUGACAACAUCAGAUUUUUUGCGGGUCGUAGAAACUGAUAAAUUAGCACAAAUUUGUAUUUGUAUUUUUCUGUAUUUUGCGUAGUAUUUUAGGGCUUCACUAUGACGUCACGCGG
Molecule: messenger RNA, 2908 nt
Organism: Desarmillaria tabescens
Lineage: Eukaryota; Fungi; Basidiomycota; Agaricomycetes; Agaricales; Physalacriaceae
Exons: 5
Coding region: 455-2797 (780 amino acids)
Source: RefSeq, a predicted model, not a curated record